AUUGACCAAAAGCUCCCUGACAGUGGGGCUCUGUCUGCUUGUGUGAAAAGAAACGGAAGCGCGCGAUUAUUGCGUGAAUUUAGUUAAUUUUUACGAUCGCGUUUGAAGUGAUCUACAGAUUACACUCGACUUGGAACAGUGUUUUUUUUUUUUGCACUUUCAAAAUCAAAUUUGCCUGCUCCUAAAACUAGGCAGCUAGCUUUAAUCGCACGCACUUAGCUUGCAAGCUACAUAACAAGUUAGCUAACUACCGACAAUCAAGAAACAUUUCAGGAGCAGGUGGUACAAACUAACGUUAUCUAAACCGCUUACACUGGUUUAGAGUUUCCCAGCGCUCAUAGAAAAUUGAGCCAACGGUUAACGAUAAUAAACAAACUCGCGUUUGUUUACAAGCUAACAUUAGUUAGCUUGGCGUGUCAAUACUGACGUUACGCGUGUAUUCCACCACGUUAAUUCGGGAGGUUGGCUUUACGUUAUUGUGUAAUACAAUCCGUUCCGUUUAAAAUUAUCUGUAGGCAUGUCACAGCCCAUCUGGACAAAUUAUAUUCCAUAUAGCGUGAAAUUAGCCAACUAAGCUAAUGUAACGUUAGCUUCGAGCAUUGACAGGUACACGGCACGGCACGCGAAACACUGCGCGUGCUGUGUGUCCACUGCACUGCCCUUUUCACACUAUUCAAUGAGACCGGACGGAUAGCAGUGAAAGAGAGAGAGAGACCAGAGGAGAUAAAAGGCGAUGACAGCACUACAAGGUUAGCUAGUUUGCUGACUUCCAGCUGGACUUAUUUUUCCUCUCCUCCUCCGGACAUGUUGACGGUUCCGUUGUGCCUUGACUAACGUGAGCUAGAAUUACUGUUUGUAACAGCGAGACCGAGCUAACUCAAGCUAGCGCACGAAUGCUAACCGAAAAUGAAAGCUUGCUGGGUCAGCUUUAACGCGACUGGGGCCUUGUGCCCUUCUCUUGUGUUUCUAAAGACACGGAAGAUGCCAGUGAAACAGACCUUGCCAAGCACGACGAGGAUGACUAUGUUGAAAUCAAAGAGCAAAUGUACCAAGACAAACUGGCCUCUCUGAAAAGACAGUUGCAGCAAUUACAAGAAGGUACGCUGCAGGAGUAUCAGAAGAGGAUGAAGAAGCUCGACCAGCAGUACAAAGAGAGACUCCGAAAUGCAGAUCUGUUUCUCCAACUUGAGACGGAGCAGGUGGAGAGGAACUACAUCAAGGAGAAGAAGGCAGCGGUGAAGGAGUUUGACGAUAAAAAGGUUGAACUGAAGGAAAACCUAAUUGCAGAGUUGGAGGAGAAGAAGAAGAUGAUCGAGAACGAGAAAUUAACAAUGGAGCUAACGGGCGACUCCAUGGAGGUAAAACCGAUCAUGACUCGGAAGCUGAGGAGACGGCCCAACGAUCCGGUCCCGAUACCAGACAAACGGAGAAAACCUGCACCAGCUCAGCUAAAUUAUUUGUUAUCGGACGACCAGAUAAUGGAAGAUUUAAGAACACUUAAUAAGCUUAAAUCACCAAAGCGACCAGGCGUUUCUCCCUCUCCAGUGUCGCCCUCGUCUCCAGAGCGCAUCCCCCCCGCUCCCAUGGAGAGCCCCUCCCAGCGCUACGAGGCCCGCAUCGAGGAGGGUAAGCUCUACUACGACAAGAGAUGGUACCACAAGAGCCAGGCCAUCUAUCUGGAGUCAAAGGACAACACAAAGAUUAGCUGUGUCAUUAGCUCAGUGGGCACCAAUGAGAUUUGGGUGAGGAAGACGAGCGACAGUACAAAGAUGAGGAUCUACCUGGGACAGCUGCAGAGGGGAGCGUUUGUCAUCCGUCGACGGUCGGCUGCGUGAAAUAUUACCCAACCCCCAUCUGUUCAUUUAUCCAUCCAUCCACUGUUUCCCUAUUUGCUGCAUCUCACAUGUGGCCUCUUAUUCUUCAUCAUAUUCACUACCCCCCAUUACACAAACAUACACGCCCGUGGCCAAGAAUAUCUCACCAGAUUGUAUCUGUUUCCCCACAGAAACCAGAUGAUAAUACAGCACGACUGGUAACUGGCUGUUUCUCCAGCAUUGUUUGUCACUAUGUGGCUCGUGUGAGAAGGCAGCCAGUGGUCAUAAAAGACUUUUCCACACCGUUCUGUCCUCUUUACAUUUAUCAUUAAGUUAUUUUUCUUCGACAGCCUCAUGUUGAAGAAGUCUCCGAGCCUUUCAAAGCGUCUCGCUGCCGGCGUGUAACACAGAGAGAUGCAAAGAUGUGUAGCUGCUGCAGGUUCGGAUGAUUAUCAUGAAUCCCUCGAAUAAAGAAGUCGGUUUCUGUUAACAGGAAGUCAUUUUCAAACGAUGCCUUUUUUGAUGGUUUGUCCCAAAAAAAAUGUUUAAAAGUCCUCUGUAUAAAACCCUACUUUUUGUUCUAGUUUUUUGAAAAGAAAAAGUGUUAUUUAGUGUGAUCCUCUUCACAUGCGAACGAUCUGGAUGACUUCAACUGUGUUUGCGUGUGGAGAGCUAAGUUGACUCUUGAUUUGUACUGUGUUACAUUUUAUUAAAAUGUUUUCUGCAUUUUA
Molecule: messenger RNA, 2545 nt
Organism: Anarrhichthys ocellatus (wolf-eel)
Lineage: Eukaryota; Metazoa; Chordata; Actinopteri; Perciformes; Anarhichadidae
Gene: suds3
Product: SDS3 homolog, SIN3A corepressor complex component
Exons: 12
Coding region: 1044-1835 (263 amino acids)
Source: RefSeq, a predicted model, not a curated record